This is a messenger RNA of Monopterus albus (swamp eel), 2619 nucleotides long. It is a transcript of the gene rnf19b, whose product is annotated as ring finger protein 19B. Gene Ontology annotation, biological process: protein ubiquitination. Gene Ontology annotation, molecular function: ubiquitin-protein transferase activity; zinc ion binding. The transcript has 9 exons. The record is from RefSeq and is a predicted model, not a curated record. The coding region runs from base 862 to 2595 and encodes 577 amino acids. Lineage: Eukaryota; Metazoa; Chordata; Actinopteri; Synbranchiformes; Synbranchidae.
GGCGAUAACCAGAGAGAGAGAGAGAGAGCGCGCGGAGCGAGCUUUGGCGAGCACUCAGAGUUUAAACGCUGCGCUCCUGGGCGCAGGAAAACCAGUAUCCGCUGUCACCUGCCAGGAGUCCAGACCCCGAGUGGAGAGAGGCGCGUACCCUGACGGAGGACUGUUCAGACCCACUGCUUCGAGGUCAGAGCGAGGCACCGCCGUGAGGCCGUCACCGUAGGAGCCGAGGUGGCCGAUGCAACGCACCCCAGCCUUUCCUGUCCAAGAAGUCCGGUCCUGAGCGGGAAAAGAGUGUUCAGAGAAGCCGGCGUUCAACAAGAACGAGAGGAGGACGAGCAGAGGAGAGCCUCCGAAUACAGCUGAAGAGAAUUAAAUCCAAACUGAGGAAUUAUUACAACAUUCAGGCUGACCUCUGCUCUGUGGAUUCUUCUGUUACUGGUUUUUACCCUCCCUGGUUUCAAUGAGUCAUUCACCGAAACAGGCAUUAAGCCUUUUUUUUGAGAAUCACAGUGACGUUUGACCUCGAUAUCUAGAAGACGAAAGACCUGGUACUUUUGCUUCUUUUUGAACCUAUUGACUGUCAAGUUUGAGAGGAUCUCUGGGAGCUGAAGGGGAUUUUUUUUCUCUUUGACAUUGCACAAUCUCUUUCAUUUUCUGUUUUUGCCUCUGUGUUAUCUCACUCUGUCUUUUCCUGAUAACGCUUUGCUUCUUAUAAAGAGAAGAGCAGGGUUUGCUUUCCAGUUUGGCUUUCACAGGAGGACAAAUCCACCCUUGUGUGUAAGAGAGUGUGUGUUUGUGUCACUCACUAGCCUUCUGUGAUAUCAGGGGACAGUAAUUGCCCUGUGUGUCUCUUCGGGUAAAAUGGGAUCUGAAAAGGACUCAGAGUCACCUCAUUCUUCAGUGAGCGGUGUCCCCAACCCCAAGUGCCGCGCCGCAGGCAAGCGCCAGGGCCGCAUCUCCUUCCACAGCCUUUUCCGCAGCAAACGGGGCUCUCGGAGCAGCAGGGCCCCUAAAGGCGGAGCGGCCACCCCUUUAUCCCAUCAACACCAACAUCAAAACACACAACAGCUUCUCUCUUCUGCCUUGAGCUCAGCUCCCACCGCAGCCUCUGCUACACCCACAACAACCACAGCCCCCCAGGAUGCUGCUCCCACCACCCUAUCGAAGCCACUCUCCUCCAGUCAGACAUCCCUGGGUGGAGCCCCUUCCUCUGGGGAGUCCAACUUCCUGGAGUGCCCCCUGUGCCUGGUGCGCCAGCCUGCCGACCAGCUUCCUGAGCUGCUGAACCCCUCCUGCCUCUGCUGCCUGCGCCAGUACCUCCGUAUUGAAAUCACAGAGAGCCGAGUCCAGCUCAGCUGCCCCGAGUGCGCUGAGAGACUGGACCCGCGGCAGGUGGCGGACAUCUUGGAUGAUGCGGCCCUGCUGGAGAAAUACGAGGAGUUCCUGCUGCGGAGGUGCCUCGCCUCUGACCCAGACUGCCGAUGGUGCCCGGCGCCUGACUGUGGGUUCGCCGUCAUCGCCUCGGGCUGUGCCAGCUGUCCCAGGUUGGUCUGUCGCAGAGAAGGCUGCGGUGCUGAGUUUUGCUACCACUGCAAACAGGCCUGGCAUCCCAACCAGACUUGCGACUCGGCCCGUCAGCAGAGGGCGCAGUCUCUGCACACCCACAGCAACCACUCACCCAGCUACACACAGGAGCAGGGACCUGCUGAUGAUAUCAAGCCCUGCCCUCGCUGUGGCGCCUACAUCAUCAAGAUGAAUGAUGGGAGCUGCAAUCACAUGACCUGCGCCGUCUGUGGCUGCGAGUUCUGCUGGCUUUGCAUGAAGGAGAUCUCUGACCUGCACUACCUCAGUCCAUCUGGCUGCACAUUCUGGGGGAAGAAGCCUUGGAGCAGUAAGAAGAAGAUUUUGUGGCAGCUGGGAACUCUGAUCGGAGCUCCAGUCGGCAUCACCCUCAUCGCAGGCAUCGCCAUUCCCGCCAUGGUCAUUGGCAUCCCUGUUUACGUUGGCCGCAAGAUCCACGCCCGCUACAAGCUGAGGAUGCCUCGCCACAGAAGGAACCUGGCCAUCACAGGGGGAGUGGCCCUGUCAAUCAUCACCGCUCCUGUCAUUGCAGCUGUCAGCGUGGGCAUUGGUGUGCCCAUCAUGUUGGCCUAUGUGUACGGCGUGGUGCCCAUUUCUCUGUGCCGAGGAGGAGGUUGUGGUGUCAGCAGAGGGAAGGGCCGAGGCGUCCGAAUCGACUUUGAUGAGGACGAUGGACCAAUCACAGUGGCGGACGCGUGGCGAGCCCUCAAGUCACCGAGCCUUGGCGAGAGCAGUCUGGACGGGGCGGUCAGCGGUCUGAGCACCACCUCCCCCAGUGAGGGGCUCUCAGUGGCCCCUGUGACUCUGGGUGACACACCGCACUUCAACACCUUGGCAGGAGGGGCCCUGGGGACCCGCACUGGCAAAUACAGCAGGCUGGAGGUUCAAGCCGGGGAGUUGGCUAAAGAAUCAGCCCAGAGGGACACGGGCAGCCUGGGAGCGGGGAGUGACUGUGCCAGCACCCGAGGAAUGGCCGGAUCGAUCAUCUCCUCCUACACACUACCUGACAGGUGAGAGACGACACUUCUGUCUUCUUCU